GAAAAGCAUAGUCAUGAUCAACUUCACCACCGUUCAUCUAGACGAGACCAUCGUUCCAGAUCCGAUGGAAACUCAACUCUCUCUUUCUAUUUAUGUAUCAAUGGCAUCACACACACAUCUUCUUCUUCUUGCUCAUCAUCAAUCUCUCAACCAAGCUUAAACAAUAACAACAAUGGCCUCCCUUUCUCUCAUUCUCAUUUUCAUUCUCAUCAUCUUUUCUGUCUCUCCUCCCCAGACCUCUCUCGCUGAUGAUUCUUCUGUAAUGGCCAAACUUGCCUCCUCCCUCUCCCCUCUCCCUUCAGACUGGAAAGGCACCGAGUACUGUACCUGGACCGGCAUCAAAUGUGAUGCAACCAACCUCGUCAUCUCAAUCGAUCUCUCCUCCUCCUCCAUUUCAGGUUCUCUCCCUCCCGACCUCAACCGUCUCUCUCAGCUCCAAACUCUCUUUUUCCAGAAAAACCGUCUCUCCGGACCCAUUCCUUCCCUCGCCAAUCUCACUUCUCUACGAGAAAUACAUCUAGACGACAAUGAUUUCUCUUCCUUCCCGCCGGACUUCUUCAGCGGCCUCUGUGGACUGCACAUUAUGGGCAUCUCCAACAACAUGAAUCUCGCGCCCUGGUCGAUCCCUGCAGAUCUGGCUCAUUGUGGGAAUCUGGCAACCUUCACUGCCUCCAAUGCGAGUAUUAUCGGUUUGCUUCCUGAUAUUUUCUCCUCAUUUCCUAGCUUACAGAAUCUCCAUCUUUCUUAUAAUAACAUAACCGGUCCUUUACCUCCGACCUUCGCUGGAUCCUAUAUCGUAUAUCUAUGGCUUAAUAACCAGAUCAAAGGACUUUCCGGUAACAUCGACGUUCUAUCUUCCAUGACCCAGCUCUCACAAAUUUGGUUACAGGCUAAUCAAUUUACGGGUCCAUUGCCAGACCUUGUUAAUUGUACGGAUAUCUUUGAUUUACAGUUAAGAGACAACCAGUUAACUGGAGUAAUACCUAAAUCUGUAAUGAAUCUGCCGAAGUUGGUUAACAUUUCUUUGCAGAACAACAAGAUUCAAGGUCCAAUGCCUGUGUUUGGUUCUAAAGUUAAGGUCGAACUGGGUCAGACCAACAGUUUCUGUAAGGACACUCCUGGACCGUGCGAUGAUCAGGUGACUGCACUUCUCAGUGUUGCAGGCGCCAUUGAGUAUCCGAUGCAGCUAGCCCAGUCCUGGCAAGGGAAUGAUGCUUGUUCAAACUGGUUAUCUGUUAAUUGUGAUACGGAGGGACACGUUACGAUAGUGAACUUUGGGAAGGAUAGGUUUUCGGGAACAAUAUCACCCGCCUUCGCAAAUCUUACCUUUCUUAGGAGCUUGAUCUUGAAUGACAAUAAUCUAACAGGUUCAAUUCCGAUGAGUUUGACAACACUGCCUCAUCUGCAGAUUCUUGACGUGUCGAACAAUAAUCUCAGUGGACCACUUCCUGUUUUCCAUUCAUCAGUCCAGGUUAAUUCUAAAGGCAAUGCAUUUCUCGGUAUGAAAAUCAACCCAGACGGGACUGUAUCCACCUCAUGGAAUGAAUCCGCAGGUAUAAUUGCUGCGCUCGUGAUUGCUGUUGUCCUCUUUGUAGCUGUGGUUUUGUACAUUUCUUACAGAUCCUAUGUAAAGAAACGGAAACAAGAGAAAUUUUUCGGGCAUUUUGAUCCUGAAAAGGGAAGGAAAAUGGCUAAGAAUGUGAACAAUGAAGGUCCAAACGAAUUACAGAGAGGUCAGAGCAGCCGAGAUCACAUUGAGGAGGUUUUCUCAAUCGAAACUCUUAGACAGGUGACUAAUGAUUUCAGCAACAAGAAUGAGUUGGGAAAAGGAGGAUUCGGCAUUGUUUACAAGGGUGAAUUACAAGACGGUACUAAGAUAGCCGUCAAAAGGAUGGAAUCUUCGAUGAUGAGUUCUAAAGGAAUGAACGAAUUCCAUGCAGAAAUUGGAGUCCUAAAGAAAGUCAGACAUAGACAUUUAGUGGCUCUUCUUGGCUAUUGCAUGAAUGGGAAUGAAAGGCUUCUAGUUUUCGAGUACAUGCCACAGGGUAACUUAGCUCAGCGUUUGUUCGAUUGUCGCCAACAUGGUUACUCUCCUUUAACGUGGAAACAAAGGAUCUCGAUCGCACUCGAUGUUGCAAGAGGAGUUGAAUAUCUUCAUAGCUUAGCACAACAGAGUUUCAUUCAUAGAGAUCUUAAACCUGCUAAUAUACUUCUCGGUGAUGACUUGAGGGCUAAAGUUGCAGAUUUUGGUUUGGUGAAAAACGCCCAUGAUGGAAACUACUCCAUGGAUACUCGGUUAGCAGGAACCUUCGGCUAUCUCGCCCCUGAAUAUGCAAAUACAGGUAGAGUGUCGACCAAGAUCGAUGUUUACGCGUUUGGUGUAAUAUUAAUGGAGAUAAUAACGGGAAGGAAAUCACUUGACGAGAAAAUGCCAAACGAGCAGGCAAAUUUAGUAUCAUGGUUCCGUAGGAUUCUGAUAAACAAAGAGGAGAUACGAAAGGUUAUUGACGAGAGUCUUGACAUUAACUGUCAAGGAAGUUACGAAAGCAUUUGCAAAGUGGCGGAGUUAUCGGGUUAUUGUACAGCUAGGGAGCCUUUGCAAAGACCAGACAUGGGUCACAUUGUGAAUGUGUUGAGUCCUUUCGUGGACUUGUGGAAACCGUGUGAGGAAAAGGAAGAGGACGAGAAGGAAGGGGUGGACUCUAUUGACCUUGAUAUGAGCCUGUCGCAAAUUGUUCAGAAAUGGAAAGCUAGCGAAGGUACUUCCUCGGAUAUGUUUAGUAUUGAUGACAGCCGGUCGCAAUCAAAAGACUGGCGAUGACAGAAACAACAAAAACAGAAACAAACCGGGUAUUAAUUUGAUAUCGAUCAAUGGUAUGCCUAUUCUUUCGUUCUUUCUUAAUUUGUUCGAAGCAUGUAUGUAUGUGUUGUGUUGAGUUGAGUUGAGUUGGGCGAGUGAUGUUCAUAGUCCAUUAUGCAUAUAGAGAAAUAUUCAAACACUGUAUGAUAUGAUCAAGUUAUAGAACACUAAUGAUUGGGAUUGGUUUGAAUAAUU
Molecule: messenger RNA, 3055 nt
Organism: Impatiens glandulifera
Lineage: Eukaryota; Viridiplantae; Streptophyta; Magnoliopsida; Ericales; Balsaminaceae
Product: receptor-like kinase TMK4
Exons: 2
Coding region: 173-2821 (882 amino acids)
Biological process (GO): protein phosphorylation
Molecular function (GO): protein kinase activity; ATP binding; protein binding
Source: RefSeq, a predicted model, not a curated record